Drosophila ananassae is the source of this 4085-nucleotide messenger RNA. RefSeq lists its product as uncharacterized. Bases 2821 to 3900 code for a protein of 359 amino acids. Lineage: Eukaryota; Metazoa; Arthropoda; Insecta; Diptera; Drosophilidae. Gene Ontology annotation, molecular function: DNA binding. The transcript is spliced from 3 exons. The record is from RefSeq and is a predicted model, not a curated record.
UGCCUCUAUGGCUCGCUGGCCACGCUGAUGGCCGCUUCCAAUGCACAGAGCAGUAAACAACGAACAGCGCUUAGUGCCACAUCACGGAAUCUUAUCGCUCUCGUUCGACACAAAAACCCAGCCGAGAACCGAGAACCAAAAACUGAAAACCGAAACCCAAACCGAGAACAGAGACCUACAAUAAAAAACAAAAAAUAAAAAAAAAAAAAAAAAUAAAAAAACCCGAACAAAUACGAAGGUGUUUCGGCUGCAGAACAAACAAGUCAUCUAGCGUGCUGCAACAACAGCAAAAGCAACAAGACCAGGUGAGCCAGGUGAGCGGCGCAGUAUCGCGCAGUUAUAGCAUACGACCACGUCAACACCAAUACCAUCGCAAGGAACAACGCUCUGCUGUGCUGUGCUGUGCUGUUGCCAACAAAAAUAAAAGCAACACUACGCAACCCUCUUAUAACAGUUGGCAAAAUGUCAGACUAGGCAGCAGGGUUAACCCGGGGGAAGCAGGGGGGCAGGCAGCCCAAAGCAAGAUCUCACCUCAGACAGGUGUGUUUUCCAUGUCCAAGACUCUUAAUUUCAGAAUCAAUAAAACCAGAGACCCUGAAAAACAAAAAUAAAAAAAAAGGAAUCGUAAUCAAAUUAAAGGCACCUGCUGCUGCUAUAACCUGCCCCAAAAGAUGCUGAGCCCGCAAAACUCAACUCGCUGAUGAAUUGGAAUGCGAUUUAAAAUUGGUAUUUGACAGGUGCAGCCAGCUAACAGUCCCCACACACAGAUAAAGAUACAAAAAUUCAAAAGUGUGCAAGCAAACGAGCGACGCCCCUGAGAAAAAAUAAAAUGGGGGAAUGGGGCAGAAACAAGGGCGUAGUGGUUAAGGGAGAGUCCCCAAAGAGGAGGAGCUAUAAGGAGGGACUUGUUUAUAUUUCAAAACAAAAAAUGUAAUCAUGAUUGAGAUAAUAGUAUCAUCUUUUUUAAUAAAAUUUGGAGGUUAUAAAGGAUAUCUAGAUUUAUAGGAUUUUAAAUUUUAAUCCCUCCUUUUUUCUCUCUUUUAAUUAUUAAACUAACUUAAAUAUAAUAAGAAAAUGUUAAUAAAGAUCCCUAAAACUUAUUUUUUAUCUAAAGUUAAGUAGCAUAUUCCCUAGUUUUCCUGUGAUUACCCUCCCAAAUUGUACGAAUCAGUGUGGAAUUGUUUUAUGUCUAUUGAUAAGAAAUCACCAAACCCCCAAAAGUACUGAAAACAGAGCACUCUUUUAUCAAAUACGUGUAUCAAACAAAUGGUUCGGGUACUCAAAACUCUAAAGAGUAGACAGGCUCUUAUCUGGGGACGCACAAAGUUAAUUAGCUUAGUGCGCCAAGAUAGAGCGAAAGGUUUCGGGAGAGUCCCAUGAAAUCACAUUUAAUCGUUAGCCGAGCAUGCAACACGAGGGCACAUGAAGCCAUUGCCAUCCCCUCCGGCCAUUGCUGGCCACAUACGCCAUACAUACGCCCCCCACACCCAACCCCAGGCAACACCAACAACAAUCGAAACAAACAACACACAACAUCGCAUUCGUAACGCCAAGUCAAAGGCAAACUGUUCAAAAGAGAGAAGCGACCACCAUAAACCCACUACUUUUGCAUAUGCACCUCACAGUGCACCAUGCUGUAAGCCAAGUGCAUUGCAAACAGCUGCGGUUAAGAUAAUAAGAGCUUGAGAUUAAAUUAAGUUUAUAUAAUCUUGAUUGCCAAAAGGCUUAUAACGUUAAAUACAUUUAUAUUUUAAUAAAUUUAAGAGGUAAUAUUCUUAAGAUUAAAUUAAGUUUAUAUAAUCUUUAUUCCUACAAAGCUUAUACAGUAUAUUUUAAUAUUAUAUUUUAAGAGGUAAUACGCUUAGGAUUAAGAUUAAAGGAGAGAUUAAAGAUGAAAGAAGAUGAAAUUAAGUUUAUAUUAAGUUUAAUACAUUUAUAUUUCAAUAAAUUUAAGAGGUAAUAAUCUUAAGAUUAAGAUUAAAUUAAGUUUAUAUAAUAAGUUUAAUUAAGUUUAAAUAAUCCAGUUUUCUUAUGGAGCCAUAGGAAUUGCCUAAUUUUUGGCGUCUUAAUUUUUCGAAUGAGAAAAUAUUAAUUUUAAAUUGUAUAUUAUAUAAUUAUAUUAUCAAUAACUGAAAAAUAGAUAUUAUAUUUAAGUAUAGAGUCUUAAGAAAUCCUUCAAAAGUAGCUAGGUUGUAUUUAUUUGAAACUGUAAUGAUUAUUGAAGCUGAAAAAAUAAUUAUGACAAGUGAUAAAACAGGAAAAAGUUGUAUUUUUCAAAUAAAUUGCAAUUGUUUUCCCAUCAUUAUGCAGACGUGCAAGACAAUGGGUUUAUAUUGUUUUAACCACCACUGUGCUGAACGGUAACAGCUGGCAAUGUCGUCUCUGUUGCUACAACAACAAACUGCAUGCAAACACCACCCAAAGCCAAAUCCGAGACCAGGCAGAGGCCAUAAGGGACCAGUGAGCAUAGUGAACAGUUUUUAUUUCAUAUGGAGCAAGCGAACGCGCGCGUACGAACGCAUACAGAGAAGACCGAAAGCGCGGUCACAAGUGUUAUUUGUUAUUACUCAGUAAUUGUUAAAAUAUCGCCACCGCAACAACAAGCCCGUGCUCAGUAGAAGUAUAUAUUUAUAUGUACAUCAGUAGAAAACUUUAAGGAAUCGCUAAUAAAAUCGCUAAUCCCUCUCUCUGGUUGCUAAAAACUAUAGAGAAAGAGAGGCGCAAGUGGCUUCCGGAAAGCUGCUGCGCAGAUCAGCUACAUAGAAGACAUUCUCUGGAGAACAAGUUUUGAAUUCUACAAAAGCUACAUACUUUUGAAAAAUGGCUACUAUAGCGGCAUUACCAACGGCGACGCUACGGCGCAAUAGCAGCAAUAACAACAGAAACAAGGGGGCCAAAUCGCGGCGGAAUGAGCGCAAUAUCCUUACGUUCUACGAAAAGAUUGCCGUUAUCCGGUACUACGACGAGACCAACAUCUCCAGAAACAGCCUGGCCAAAAUGUUUCACUGCUGUGCCACCCAAAUCAGACGCAUCCUGGACAAGAAGAAGGACCUACUCCAACAAUUGGCCACAUUGAGCGAAGCGGAUGCCUCGAUUAUAAUUGAGGAAAUGACCCGGAAGCGUCGAAAGUUUGAAAUGAGCGCCAUAAGCUUCCUGCUACGGGAGUGGGUGGAGAGAUGCAGGCAACUCCAUCUGAAUAUCAGUAUCACCAACCAGAAGCUCAAGGACACUGCUCUAAGAAUGGCUGCUAUAUUGAACCUCCCAUCGUUCCGCCCCUCCUAUCGCUGGCUGAACCGAUUCCGUGGAAAGUACAAAUACGAAGGUGAUGAACUGGGCUACCAGGGAGAGAAUCCUGUCAACCAGGACCUGCCCGUGGAAGAGAUCAUAGUGGAGUUUAAGAACGCGUUGCCGAACUUUAUGCAAAGGGAGUUGUCGGAUCCACCUGAAGGAGUCAAUGUUGCCGACUUGGUUAAUCUAUCCAGUGAGAACAGCUUGAUGUCAGACCAUCAGGACGAGGAGGAUGAAGUCGUGGAAGUGGUUACUUGCGAACCCAGUGUCUUACCUUCCCCGCCAACUUCUUCAGUGAAAGGAGAAGAGGAACUUUUUAUGAAAGAAGAGGACCUACCUUCCGAGGAGCAAAUGAACGCGGGAACUAGCACCCUCCUCAAUGGAGUCUUUCCCCACUUGGCCAUCAUCCACCAAUUUGCUCUGAUGAACUCAGACAUCCAGGCCCUGGAGCUAAUCUCCCAGCUCGGCGUACACAUGCAACAGCAGGCCAUGUCAGGGGCCUAUGGGAAGCUGUCGCUGGCGACGGAAACUGAAGGAGACUCUGCCACUCUGCCGGACCUUCCUCCGGGGAGUAUUUAUGCAGACAUUGACGAUAUAGAGUUAAUAGAGUAGAGGAGCACCUAAGGGCCAAGCUGACUUUAAAUAUUAUGCCAUAUUCUAGAUAAGAUUAAGGUCUUAAACUAAGAAAAUAGUUUAUAUAAGAAGUGGAUCUAAUUGUUAAACAUUUUUGUAUUAAUAACUUUAAUUAUUACGGCUUUAGAUUAAGAUUAAUUUAAUAAAAUAAGUGAAAAAUGAAA